ACUGAAGCUUCUCUAGGUAUAUAUAUAACCUCUACUUCCCAUUCCGGCUAACGGGCAAGGCAAUAACGACAGAUGCUAAGGUUUGAGGCUGUGGGUAAGCUGUGAAGAAGAGAAGUUGAGUUCAUCACCUCAAUAAAAAAUUGCUGCAAUUUGUCAAAUAAUACUUAUUAAUUUACUGUAUGACUAUGACCCAAUCUUUAUUCCUGCGUAUAAUUUAACUUUAACUAAUAAAUUAGAAUAAAUUGCAGACAAUCGGCUCAGCCGCUGAGGCAAGAAAUAUAGUACAAGAAAUGGGGGCUAUAUCCAUAUCCAUGACUACGGGUUUGAAAGAAGUAGCAGGCAGCAUUUCCAUGGAAUCUAUAAUCCAUUUUUCAUAGGCCAAUUAAGCAAAGGUGUGGCCCAUCUAUAAUUCUGAGUCUCGUGCUUUGAUCAUACAGGAAACCUAGCUGACGACAAAUGGCAGAAACCAUUGUGCAGAGCCCGGAUUAGAAGCAGUCCAAGUACGCAAGAAGCGCGUUACAGUGAGGCCGGCCUGGGCGGCAAGGGCCUCUUUUUCCUCGUCUUUUGUAAUGAUUUGCAUAACUAUCAAGGGAUUCAAGUCAACGCCAAACUUCAAAUUUGUUUUAAUUACCUUUUUAACAUGUUCAGCCGAUAUGUUUUCAAGCCCUAGAAUUUGCAAAACUUGUUAAUUGAGGGGGGACUGAUGGGUCAUUUUAGAUAGGCCGUCCCAUUGUCUUGGCGCCAACGCAAAAUUAGGUAUUGCUGUUAAUAUCAUUCCAUUGGCCUCCAUUUCAACUUCAAUCCCUCAAAAUCCCACACCAAAAACCUCUCUUAGAACUUUUCUACUCAACAAAAUCGCUACCAUUAGGCACUAGCACCACGGCACUACCAUGAAUACCGCCACUACAUCAUCCCAAAUCCUCUAUCACACCACCGCUUUCACCUCCGAAACUUCACAAUCUGAGCUCCGCCACCACAUUUUCUCCAUCCUUCGCCGCAACCUUUUGCCCUCUGAUCAACUCAUACUUAAACCCUUAAACCUUGCAGCUGAAACUCUAGAAAACGCCAUUUCCACAUCUAAUGCCUCCAUCCAAUCCUCCUCUUUCUGCCCUGCUCAGCAGCUCCUCCUUUCCUAUCCUGAAACUGCAUUCUCUUCGUUCCUUCUAUCCCUCAUUUACACUCUCUCCAACCAACCCAUCAAAUCCUCCCUUAGUCUCCUACAACUUUUCUAUCUAGACCCUUCAUUGGCUAGAUCAGAACUAGCACCUACCCUUUUCGAGGAGCUCUUUCUUAUUCAUUUUCUCCCUCUUCUUCAAUGGUUCAAUGAACAAAGAUCAAUCAUUUUGUCAUCUUCAUCACAAAAUGCGAAUCAUGAUGCUGAUGAUUAUUCCAUAUGCGAUGUAUCAGUCAUCGUUCCAUGCUUGAAAUUGUUAUCUAAAAUAAGUGGUGAUCAAGCUUCAGAGCUAAAAGAAUUGGAAAGAAAUUAUGGAGAGGUUCUUGAUGAGAAAUUGAGAACUAACUGCAUAACUUUUGUUAAGUAUUUCAAAGAGGCUUUAGAAAAUAGUGAUGGCAACAGAUUGAUUAGUCUACCAGCUUUGGUGUCGAAACAAACGGAGAAAGCUGAGGAAGUAGACAACCAUGAAGAUAUGAACAUUAAAACCAAGGAACUUGGAUUGAAACACGGACGGUAUAAUCCAAUAUGGGGUGAAGGAGAAAGGUCAGUUGAAUUUUAUAGCAGCAGCAGCAGCUGCAAAUCCAAGUCUCCACCAUUUUAUCCUCAGAGAGUCUCUCUAGAUAUCCUGAGAAAACAAAAUUCUAGGACAUUGACAACAUCUUCCUAUUUAAAUUCUGAUUCAGAACUGGAGUCUGUUUCCAAGAACAAUUCAGCCAAUUCUUGUUCCUCGGAAUCCGAAGCUGAGAUUGAGGAAAACAACAAAGAAAUUGCAUUGUUGGAAUACGGAAAGAGCCUAACACAAGAACAGAGGCAACCUGUCUUAGCUGAUUCCAGCCACUCUCCUCGUUAUCUAAUGGCAGAUAAUGGUAACCCCCCCGGCAGUGGGAAACAUACACAUCCCCCUAAGGAUUUUGUAUGCCCCAUCACAAGCAAUUUAUUUGAUGAUCCUGUCACCCUUGAGACAGGUCAGACAUAUGAGCGUAGAGCAAUCCAGGAAUGGCUGGAUCGAGGAAACUCAACAUGUCCAAUUACCCGCCAGAAUCUACAUAGCACUCAGCUGCCUAAAACAAAUUAUGUACUUAAGAGGCUGAUCGCAAGCUGGCUAGAAAAGAAUCCAGGUCCAGUCCCACAUCAGUCUGAGAAUCAUCAAGAUGCAGAAACUAAGCCAAUGAUCAAGUCAGUAGUUCCUGCAACUUCUCCUACUAGUGUCAUAAGUCAAGCCACCAUGGAUAGAACUAUCAAUGAGUUGCGCCAAGCGAUUACCAAUCUAUGUAUGUCUGAAAGUCUGAAGGAGACAGAAAGGGCUGUUCUCCAAAUAGAGAGGUUUUGGCAAGAAAUGAAUAUAGAACCUGAUAUCCUAAAUAUGCUCUCAAAACCUCCGGUAAUCAAUGGGUUUGUGGAGAUCCUUUUCAAUUCUGUCGACCUCCCGGUGCUGAAAGCAGCCCUUUUUCUCCUGUGUGAACUGGGGUCAAGAGAUGAAGCUGUGAUCCAUACACUUACCCGAGUUGACUCUGAUGUAGAACGUAUUGUGGCUCUAUUUAAGGAAGGGUUGGUGGAGGCAGUUGUGUUAAUAUAUCUGUUACGACCUUCAAUCACUGGCCUAGUGAAGAUGGAUAUUGUGGAAUCCCUCCUAGCAGUUAUAAAGGAGAAAGACGACGAGUUGGUUAAAAUGUGUUUGAAGCCAAAAACAGCUUCUGUUCUCUUAUUGCGACAAAUUCUUCAAAGUAAUGAAGAGGAUGUUGCAUCUUCAAUUAUCAGUACGAUUUUUUCUUCAAAAGUGAUAGAAAGUAUUGUUGUCAGCUCAGGAGCUGAAUGGGCAGUUGAAAGGAUUGCAGCAGUUGGUAUCUUAAGAAGAUGCAUACAAGAAGAUGGUAAAUGCAGAAGCAUCAUAGCCGAUAAAGCUCAGUUGGCUCCAGUUUUAGAAAGCUUCAUGGGCGCAAGCAAUGAAGAACGAUUUGAGAUAGUUUGCUUUUUGUCUGAGUUAGUCAAAUUAAAGAGGAGGACAUUCAAUGAGCAAAUUCUCAACAUUAUCAGGGAUGAAGGCGCUUUUAGUACAAUGCACACUCUCCUAGUUUAUUUACAGACCGCACUCCUAGACCAAUGUCCUAUUGUGGCUGGUCUCUUGCUCCAAAUUGAUCUUCUGGCUGAGCCAAGAAAAAUGAGUAUAUACCGUGAAGAGGCAAUAGAUACCCUUGUUUCAUGCCUCAGAAAUUCAGAAUUCCCUGCUGCUCAAAUUGCAGCUGCAGAGACAAUUGUAUCACUGCAGGGAAGGUUCACUGGCUCUGGGAAGCCCCUUACACGACCUUUUCUUCUAAAACGUGCCGGACUCGAGAAAAAUUACAGAAAGCUCAUGCGGAUGGAGCAGCUACACAAGAAUCCCGGAGACUUGGAAGAUAUAUCCGACGAAGAGAAGGCAGCUGAUGCUUGGGAAAGAAGAACGGCAUUUGUUUUAGUAAGUCAUGAAUUCGGUCUGGUUUUUGAAGCUCUGGCAGAAGGGCUGAAGAGCAGAUCUGCAGAGUUAUGUUCGGCGUCCUUUGUAGCAGCAACAUGGCUAGUAUACAUGCUCAGUGUUAUUCCAGACACAGGAAUAAGAGGAGCAGCCCGUGUCUGCCUACUCAAGCACUUUAUAUCAAUAUUCAAGUCUGCAAAGGACAUUGACGACCGAACUCUUUCCUUGUUGGCUCUCAAAAGCUUCAUUCAUGACCAAGAAGGACUGCGUGAUCUGACUUCCUAUUCGAAGGACAUUUUGAAAGUUCUAAGAGAGCUUAGGAAAUCCUCCCCACUGGCAUUUGAAAUUAUGAAACUUCUCUCUGAAGGACAAGAUUCCAGUGCUGACUUAUGGAAUCACAAAGAAUUAUUUCAAGUAGACUCCAGUGGAAAUGGAGACGUAUUGUCAAUUGUUAGUUUCAAAGACAAAUUCUUUUCAGGCCAUUCAGAUGGAAUUAUAAAGGUCUGGACCAGUAAAGGCAGCACUCUUCAUCUUGUCCAAGAAAUUCAAGAACAUAGCAAGGCAGUUACAAGCUUGUAUAUUCUACAAUCUGGAGAGAGAUUAUACAGUGGUUCACUUGAUAAAACAGCAAGGAUCUGGUCCAUUGGCAAUGAACUAAUACAUUGUGUAGAAGUACAUGAUAUGAAGGAUCAGGUUCACAACUUGGUUGUUGCCAAUAGCAUUUCAUGCUUCAUUCCCCAAGGAGCUGGGGUCAAGGUUCAUGGAUGGAAUGGACAAUCAAAACUAUUGAAUCAAAAUAAACACAUCAAGUGCUUGGCUCUUGUACAUGGAAGAUUAUAUUGUGGAUGCCAUGAUAACGGUAUCCAGGAACUUGAUUUGGCGUCAGGAACACUCAGUACCAUUCAAACUGGUUCUAGAAAAUUACUAGGCAAAGCACAUCCUGUCCAUGCACUCCAGGUUCACAACGGACACGUAUAUUCAGCCAGCACUGCCUUGGAUGGAGUAGCUGUGAAGAUUUGGAGCGCUACAAAUUAUAAUAUGGUAGGAUCGUUGCCAACUACUUCAGAAGUGAGGUCCAUGGCAAUAAGCUCAGAGCUGAUAUACUUGGGAUGCAAAGGAGGAAUUGUGGAAGUUUGGGAUCAGAAAAAACAAACUAGAAUUGAAACACUGCAAACAGGAACUAAUGGUAAAAUUGCUUGCAUGACUCUGGAUGCUAAUGAAGAAGUUUUAGUUAUCGGAACUUCUGAUGGCAGAAUUCAGGCAUGGGGAUUGAGUUAAACGCUUGAAAACGUGGAGAAAGGAUGCUGUAAACUAUGGGGAAGAGAACACAUUGCCUACGAAUUAAUAGACUUGUUUACUAAUUUGACAUAUGCUUUGCACCAUUCAAAUAACCAUCAUUGGAAACCCUGGAAGAAGAAAAAAAAACCAGUGAAAGUUGUACAAAAUUCAGCUCAACCUAAAUUGUUAGUUGUCAUUCUAUGAAUUGACUUUGCACCAAACUGAAUUGUAAGUUUUGGAAACAAUUAAUAAUUGUUUAGAAUUGUAUAUAUAGAUGAACAUUAAUAUACAUUUAUCCGAACCCUUAGCAUUAUUGGAGGAAAUUCUGACAUUUCAGAAAAUGGCA
Durio zibethinus is the source of this 5247-nucleotide messenger RNA. RefSeq names its product putative E3 ubiquitin-protein ligase LIN-1. Lineage: Eukaryota; Viridiplantae; Streptophyta; Magnoliopsida; Malvales; Malvaceae. The record is from RefSeq and is a predicted model, not a curated record. Gene Ontology annotation, biological process: protein ubiquitination. Gene Ontology annotation, molecular function: ubiquitin-protein transferase activity; protein binding.